GGGAGGUGAAGAGAACGGAUGAAACAUUUGAAGCUCAUAUUGACAUGCUGCUAUGAAGGCUCCUGUGAGUCCAGCCAUGGAUGGCGUGUUAGAAGGAGCGGCGGUGUUGUGUGUGUGUAAGCUGGCCUGCAGUCUCCUCUCCCUGCCAUCAUUGGCUGCCUCCUGCAGUCUCGUCAGCUUCUGCUGCUGCUGCCUCCUGGUCUUCACCGACUUCCUGGUCACAGUUUUUCUAAGUUUCCUUUGCAUCUUUGAGUCCUGGCUCACUGAGCUGACCCCGCUAGGCGAUGUCAUCGCCCUGCGCUACCUGAUCUUUCUCAGCCACACAUACGGUGCGGUGUUGCUCCUGAUCACACCUCUGAUUGCUGUGGAGAUUCUGACCAGACUGCUGUGGCCUUACUGCGUUGUCGUUGGCAGGACAGCGAGUGUAACAGUGGGCUCUGAUGGACAUUGUAAUGUUGGCGAGGUAACUGUGGACGAGGAGGAAAGCAAAGACAACAAGGACAUAGAAAAGAGGUUGUCUCAAGUUGUCAGCUACCUCUGCUGCCUGUCAGUGUGGGUCACCGUUGCCCUCAAUGUCAGGUGGCGAUGGAAGCGGGAGGAAGUGUGGGUUGCUGCCUGUUUGCACACAACCAACUCCCUCAUCAGAUGUUUGCCCAACCUAUUCAGCCCCAUGCCCAGCAUUGUGAAUCCCUGCUGGGGCAUGGCCUUCCUCUCUUUCCUCCUGUUCUUCCUGACCACGAGCCUGGGCCUGCACAGACGAGACCGGGACCCUGCACAGACACACAGAGAGAAACAUGGAGUUAACAACAACGGUUACAGUUUCUGGCAAGAACUCGUUCCAGCGCCGUCUGCGUCCUCCAAGCCUGUGAACCCUGGGAUGUCUGAGUCAGAGCCAGCACAGUGUGUUGACCCAGAGAAAACAGAGAGCAGCUGCACUGUUCACAGAGCGUAUUCCUGGAACAGCGUGCAGAUGUCGGCGCAUCACCAUGGAGACUUUGUCCUCAUCUCCCCUGAAUGUUUGUCUGCAGAGAGAGGACAGGAGCACGAAAGGACAAAGAGAGGUAUUCCUCGUACAUAUAUCACGGAGGAGCAUGUGGACUCAAAAAAAAGGAGCCAUAGUGAGUGGCGACAGGGGGGUUUUCCCCGCCCAGGGGUGAAUGUAAUGAUAGGGUUGGUGGGUGUGCUCUCCAUCUUUGUGCUGCCUCUAAACCUCAGUGUGAACAUUCUUCUGAUCAGGACUAUAGAGACUCUGCUGGAGCUGUGUAUCACAUAUUUAGUUUCAUCUGCCGCAAACACAAGCAACGCAUCCACCUCUCACAAUGAAACACUUGUAUGAAGCCAGACGGGUGAGAAGCAAAAGUAGAUGCUGAUUGGACGCUAUUUGCAACAGGAUCACCUGAUUAAUAUUGUAUGUGUGCAGACAGCAGGUCUACCUGUCAACAGCAGUUUGAAUAGAGUGUAAAUAAGCAUUUCUGAGCAGCUAUUCACAUGUGAGGAAUAAUAUGUGGAAACGUGGUGAAAUGUGCUGAGGAGGCAGGUUGAGGCAUGCUUGCAGUAGGACACUAAAGCAGAGUAAAACAGACGGCUGGAAGGCCUGUUUUUAUUGUUCAGAGCCUUAAGAUCUGCAGCGAGUUGUCAUUACUCAAUGGGUUAUAGAAUGAGCCUCUUCAGCGUGAAGAGUAAU
Cottoperca gobio is the source of this 1684-nucleotide messenger RNA. RefSeq lists its product as uncharacterized. NCBI's taxonomy places the organism in Eukaryota, Metazoa, Chordata, Actinopteri, Perciformes, Bovichtidae. The record is from RefSeq and is a predicted model, not a curated record. Bases 53 to 1336 code for a protein of 427 amino acids. The transcript is spliced from 3 exons.